CUGUAAACAUUAAAAUACUUGCUGUUUCAAAAGUAUAGCAACAAGACAUAAACAGUAUGUGUAAUAACACGAAAACCUCUCACUAACCUUUUCUGUGUAAAGUUAUAGCCAAUUUGACAAAUUUGCUACCCAUGUAAUUUAACACUAGCUCAAAUAAUCAACACGUUUAUGCAUAAUAAUUUAUUCAAGUGCUUUCAUAAACAUUUUAAAUUCUUAUUUCUGCCUUUAAGCCAAAAAUUGUCCCCAUUCACUUUCAUUGUAAGUGUUUGUUACCUCGAUUUUUACUCUUUUGAUGAAAAGAAGGGACGAUUUGAAAUCAGUGUUUAUGGAUUUUAAACAUUUUGCCCCAAUUACUAUCGAUUGAUCUUCAGUUGUUUUGCCAGAACCCAGAAUAUAUUUUAAAAGGGCAGUUAAAAGACAACUUCCUGUGAAAAAAUAUGUUUUACACCGGUAGCACACCAGUUUACAAAACAAAUUGACUGUUUGAGCCCUUGGUUUGUGAUUUAGUCAGUUUGACUCAUAGAUAAUCCAGUGAGCAGCUUGUAGCACUGUGGACAUGUUAUGCCACUGAUUCUUACACAGAGAGUUACUGAACAAAUCUGGGCAGUAAACAACUUUGCUAGUUCUUUAUUUCAACAAAAACAUGAAUGACACAUACAGCUAUCAUAUUACUUCCAUGUGGGUAACACUUCUUCUUUUUCAGUAAACCAUACGUUUGGACAUCAGUACGCAGCUUCCUCUUCCUACCUCACUAUUAGGUCUGCUGACUUUGAAAAGGCAGUAUUUUAGAGCCACACUUACACAUCCUUGUAAUCGGUGCUGAGAUCAACAUGGCAGCAGAGGGGAGUCUUGUUAGCGGUGGCGUGACGUUGCUCCAUACUGAGAGUGAAGGGAAACACUCCUAUGAAGUGAAGAACUUUUUAAACUAUAACAAUGGAAUUUUUGUAAGAAAUGGAGAUACAGUCCUGAUGCUAAAUGGGAAAGACACUGAGGGUUUAUGUCCAGAUGAAGUUGCAGAGAUUCUGUCUGAAGGAUCCCCCCUACUGACUAUCCAUCAUCCCUGCAAGGUACAAACAGAGUGUACAUCUGAGGAGAUCAGAGUGUACAAAAAGGAGCCGACAGUCAUAAGUUUCAGCCUGAUGAUGGUAAAAGAGGAAGAUCUGGGGACAGGUGGCCACCAGGAAACACCACAUCCAGAAGAAGAGUUGGAAGAUACGGACAUCAAGGAUGACUGUUUCAGUGAUGAAGAAUUUCUUCUUGUCUCAUUUGGUGACACAAGCUUCUCCAUGGUGGUUUCUCGGGGCUCGGAUGCUGACAACCCUUGCCACAACUGUGGAGAAACAGAUUGCCAAUUUAACGAAGUUGUUGUCAUGCCUGAGACAGCUGAGAUUGCCUUUAAUCGUUCACGGAUUGUGAGAAUGAUGAAAGAACGGAGUAAUCUGUUCCUGAAGAGUUACAUCAAGGGCAAGUAUGUCACCCCAUCAAGGGAGCAGAUAUUUUUGAAGGACACCAUGUCAGCACCAAUCACCAUCUACUAUUAUAUGGUUAACAUUCUGGACAGCAAUGCGGGUGUUCCUGUUGUGCUGAACUUCACUGGCACCAACAACUUUUUCCGCUGCACUACCGAGCAAGAUAAGAAGACUUUAAAAGUCGAGAGUUAUACUAAAAGCGAGCUGAAAAACAUCUGUGCCGAUGACCCAGAAAAAUGGUCCUUUGUAUUCUACAUGACUUCAGAGAAAGACAGUCUCCGUCGUUUCGAGUCAGCACUCCACAGAGGAUGGUUUAUUCACAUCCAAAAUGUCUGUGACAGUAAUGAAGUAGACAUGGAUGAAAGAGAGAAUGAUAAAUCCAACAUGUUCUUUAUUAUAAUUGAGAGUAAGACCAUAAAUUAAGGGUCAGAAAUCUUAUCAACAUGUCUUUAACACUCUUGGGUCUGAAUGGAGGAGUCAGGAGACAACGAAGCAGUGUAGGCAAGACUUUUUAUUUCUCUGCCUCACGUUUCUUACUACAGUCUGUUCACGUAGAUUCGAUUACAUAACUAAAUAAAUGGUUUACACACUGAGUCCGAUCCUAACUCAGCAAGUGUUGUGUUUGUGUUCUCUCUCUCCCCCUCUGGGUACUCUGCGUUCCUUUUAUGUCUCUCUCCGCAUCACUAUAACAAGACACAGGUGUUAUUGUUGAUUAUAAACCAGGUGACAAGCCUUACCGCUCUCUCUCUCUCCCGCAGACCGACACACGACCACGCCCCCACGCCUCAAUGUCAUAGUGACAAGAAAAGUUUUUGUGUAAACAAAAGAAAAAUAACUCAAUUUAAAGUAGCAAAGCUUUUUUCAGAACUCAAAUCUUGGAUCAGUCCAAUAGUAAGAGUACUGCAUUGUUUUAAACUGUCAAUAUUUUUAAUUCUAAGAUUUUCAAACAGGACACUUGGCAGAAUUUGUUCUCAAAUACAGCAUUACAUUUUAAACCCAACCCUAACCCUAAUGAACUGACCUCACUGUUUGAUUCAAUCUGGCAUGACCAACCCAGGUGUAACCCUAGUGUGUCAUUAAAAGAUAUGAGUUCUUUGAGACAACUUAAUGAGAAGCAAAUUGGUCAUAUUUAUCUGUUAAGAGAAUUUUCUGUAAACUGUUAAGAGGCAUUGGUUAAUGUUGCCUUGCCACUUCCUCAUAAACUUUGAAGGCAGAAUAUAGUUGGAGAAAUUUGUUUUAGUUCAGUCUAAAGAUGCAGAGCCUCUUCCAAAGAAUUUAGUGUUUUACUGCCAUUGCAGUAGUGAGUAGAUGUGUAUCAUACAAUUAGCUGACAUGUUUUUACCCCGUUAUUCAUAUGCAUGUGUGUGCACGAGUGUCAUCUUCUGUUAUGUUUUGUUUUUUUAUGUUGAGGUACUUUAAAACUGAUAUAUUUGAAACAACACAUGUAAUUCUAAUAUAUUUUAUUGCUUAAUGCCUGAGAUUUUUUUGUGCUGGAACUGGUUAUUAUUUAUUAGUUUUUCAUAUUUAUAUUAUUGACCAACAUUUUCAUUUGACUGUAUAAGCUAAAAGAUACUAAUGACUUGAA
This is a messenger RNA of Xyrauchen texanus (razorback sucker), 3054 nucleotides long. RefSeq lists its product as uncharacterized. The record is from RefSeq and is a predicted model, not a curated record. Bases 831 to 1892 code for a protein of 353 amino acids. The transcript has 7 exons. NCBI's taxonomy places the organism in Eukaryota, Metazoa, Chordata, Actinopteri, Cypriniformes, Catostomidae. Gene Ontology annotation, biological process: inflammatory response; immune response. Gene Ontology annotation, molecular function: cytokine activity.